Molecule: messenger RNA, 1602 nt
Organism: Doryrhamphus excisus (bluestripe pipefish)
Lineage: Eukaryota; Metazoa; Chordata; Actinopteri; Syngnathiformes; Syngnathidae
Gene: rag2
Product: recombination activating gene 2
Biological process (GO): V(D)J recombination
Cellular component (GO): DNA recombinase complex; nucleus
Molecular function (GO): protein binding; sequence-specific DNA binding
Source: RefSeq, a predicted model, not a curated record
AUGAGUCUGCAACCAUUAAAUCAAGUCAACUGUGAAGGCCUUCUGCAACCUGGUUGUUCCCUGCUGCAGCUGGAUGGUGAAGUUCUCCUGUUUGGCCAGAAAGGCUGGCCCAAGCGUUCUUGUCCAACGGGAGUCUUUGGCGUCCGCUUUAAACAAGGAGAACUCAGGUUGAGAGCCAUCUCUUUCUCCAAUGACUCAAAUUAUCUUCCUCCUUUGCGUUGCCCGGCUGUUUGCCGCCUUGAUCCUCAUGACGGGCUUCCAGAGAGUUAUCUCAUCCACGGUGGCCGAACACCUAAUAAUGAAAUCUCAUCGAGUCUUUAUGUUCUUAGCAUGGAUAGUCGUGGUUGCAAUCGCAAACUCACCCUACGUUGUAAGGAAAAAGACCUAGUAGGAGAAGUACCUGAUGCUAGAUAUGGCCACACAAUCAGUGUAGUUCAAAGCCGAGGGAAGACGGCCUUUGUUGUAUUCGGGGGAAGAUCUAACAUUCCUACAGAGGAGCGGACCUCGGAGAACUGGAAUAGCGUCAUUGAUUGUCCUCCUCAGGUGUUCUUGUUCGACUUGGAGUUUGGUUGUUGUUCUGCUUACACUUUUCCAGAGCUCAGUGAUGGACAGUCGUUCCAUGCGGCCCUCGCUAGGGAGGACCGUGUCUAUUUUCUUGGCGGUCAUUCUUUGAAAUCUGACAGCCGCCCUCCUCGGCUCUUUUGUUUGCAUGUCGAACUCCUUCAAGGUAGUCCAUUAUUGUCCUGUGACACCCUCGACUUGGGUUUAUCUAUCUCAAGUGCUAUAAUUUCCCGCACAGGUCCUUCUCAUGAAUAUAUUAUAUUGGGGGGGUAUCAGUCAAACUCUGAGAAAAGAAUGCAAUGCAGUAGUGUUACUCUUAAUGACAAAGGGAUCAACAUUGAACCUAUGGAAGCACCAAAAUGGACCCCAGAUAUUGUUCACAGUCGAACUUGGUAUGGUGGCGCCGCAGGGGAACUCGGCAUGCUGCUCGCUGUACCAGUUGAGGGGAGAUCAUGCCAAACCGACAUGCAUUACUUCUACCUGGUGAACUUUCAGAAAAAAGUCGAAGGUGAAGAUGAUCAGACCCAGCAGAACUGCAGUCAGGAUCUGACCGACAACUCCACUCCUCUUGAAGAUUCAGAAGAACUCUACUUUGGCCGUGAGCCUCAUGAGUUGGAGUAUAGUAGUGAUGGAGAAGAUGAUAAAUACAACGAGAAAGAUGAAGAGGAUGAGUCGCAGUCGGGCUACUGGAUUAAAUGCUGUCGUGGUUGUCAAGUGGACGCUAAUACGUGGGAGCCGUAUUAUUCCACCGAGCUCCACCGGCCGGCCAUGAUCUUCUGCUCGAAGGGAGAGGCGGGGCAUUGGGUCCACGCCCAGUGCAUGGAGCUGUCUGAGACACUGCUGCUUAAGCUCUCUCAGAGUAGUAAAAAAUACUUCUGCCUUGAACAUGGUGGUCUUCCUCAGCAGGAGAUGACCCCACCUCCGAAGGUCAUGCCCUUGCAGCGCACCCCACUUAAAGUUAAAGUUAAACACAGGAAAUCUCAUACAGGAACCAAAACUUCACAUCUCAAAAAAAGUGUUUUUAGAAGACUUUUUGACUAA